Molecule: messenger RNA, 1935 nt
Organism: Carlito syrichta (Philippine tarsier)
Lineage: Eukaryota; Metazoa; Chordata; Mammalia; Primates; Tarsiidae
Gene: LTAP1
Product: chromosome unknown C1orf43 homolog
Exons: 7
Coding region: 381-1142 (253 amino acids)
Biological process (GO): phagocytosis
Source: RefSeq, a predicted model, not a curated record
GCCGCCGCGCCACGAGACACCGCUUUCCGGCUCCGAGGGUCAACCCCGCCUCCUCCACGGCGGCCCCGCCCCCGCCACGUGACGCACGGAAGGCCGCCGCUUCCUCUUACUGGCGUAGUUCCGCGUCUCGGCGCUCGCCGCUCCUGGGUGCUAUUGCCCGCCUGAGUCACGUGUUGGGGGAAGCGGGACGGCGUCGUCCUCCUUUCCUAGCACCCCCUCCGUCCGCCAUGUUUUCAGGCCGGGUCUGUCUUGGUCCUCCCCCCUAAGGAAAUGGCCGUGGAGCUCCAGGGGACCCGGGUGCCGUCGCUUCGGCGGAGCCUGGGCUGACAAGGCAGGGCAGCGGGGGGAACCCUAGCAGUUCCGCGCGAGAUAGGGAGGCCAUGGCGUCCGGCAGUAACUGGCUUUCCGGAGUGAAUGUCGUGCUGGUGAUGGCCUACGGGAGCCUGGUGUUUGUACUGCUAUUUAUUUUUGUGAAGAGGCAAAUCAUGCGCUUUGCAAUGAAAUCUCGAAGGGGACCUCAUGUCCCCGUGGGACACAAUGCCCCCAAGGACUUAAAAGAGGAGAUUGAUACUCGCCUAUCAAGGGUUCAGGAUAUCAAGUAUGAACCCCAGCUCCUUGCAGAUGAUGAUGUUAGACUGCUACAGCUGGAAACCCAGGGAAAUCAAAAUUGCUACAACUAUCUGUACAGGAUGAAAGCUCUGGAUGCCAUUCGUGCCUCUGAGAUCCCGUUUCAUGCUGAAGGCCGGCAUCCUCGUUCCUUAAUGGGCAAGAAUUUCCGCUCUUACCUGCUAGAUCUGCGAAAUACUAGUACUCCUUUUAAGGGUGUGCGCAAGGCCCUCAUUGAUACCCUGCUGGAUGGCUAUGAGACAGCCCGCUAUGGGACAGGGGUCUUUGGCCAGAAUGAGUACCUGCGCUAUCAGGAAGCCCUGAGUGAGCUGGCCACCGUGGUCAAAGCACGAAUUGGAAGCUCUCAACGACAACAUCAGUCAGCAGCCAAAGAUCUCACUCAGUCCCCUGAAGUCUCCCCAACAACCAUCCAGGUGACAUACCUCCCCUCCAGUCAGAAGAGUAAACGUGCCAAGCACUUCCUUGAAUUGAAGAGCUUUAAGGACAACUAUAACACAUUGGAGAGUACUCUGUGAUGGAGCUGAAGGACUCUCACUGUAGAUUGAGCCAGACAGUUGCAGUAUGCAAGACAGGCUGCUUGCUGGGCAGCCCUCAGGACAUCUGGCUCAGCAGGCCCAGAUUGUAUUAGCAGAAGCUCCUGUUGUCUCCAGAGUUCUUAGAGCUUGUGCCUAAAGGGUCAUUCCCAACCCUUCUUAUUAGGCAUUUUCAGAACAUCAGCUAAGACUUUGUUUUCUUCCAGCAGCACUUUUUUUCUGGAUUUGAAUUCAGAUGUUACUAAUGUUUCUGUCAAAGCUUCCUUAAAAAUCUUCACUAGGUUUUGGCCAUUGUUCACCUACACUGUUUCAGACUAUUUAAUCCCAAAGGUGAGAGUUGAAGUGAGGCAUUCUUCCCUGUCUACCCCUUUGUACAUGGUUGAAUGGAAACUGUUUAGAUUUAAGGCAUCUCAGAGUUGAUUAGUGAAAAAAAAGCAGACAGGAACUGGUGGGGAGCUGGGAUGAGGAAGUUGGUAUGUGGAACAGCUUACCCUGGUGCUCCACUUAAAGCAGGAUGUGUUGCAACUUUUCUGAUAGACAAAGAUCUGCUUUUACACUUUCAUUCCAGAGCAUUGUGAAUAAAUGGAAUUAAAGGGAAUGUUCUGACACCUAACAUAACCUGUGCCAGGCUGUGAGACAGUGGGAAGGAGUGGUUUCCCCUAGCAAGCCAAUGCACUGAUCUGACUUUAUAAAUUAUUUAAUAAAAUGAACUAUUGAAAAAUAAAGUGUAUGAUUGAUUCAGAGUUGUCUUUUAAUAAAACUGGCAUAUGAUGUA